UUACAUAUGCUGCUACGGCUUUCCCUUCCUCUGCAGCACCACACCUCCAAUUCUGAACUUUAGGUCUCUCCUUCCUUCUCUCCUUCGUCGCAGACAGAAAACGCAGCAACAAUGGCGUACGGAGCUAUGAAACCGACAAAGCAAGGGUUGGAGGAACCCGCAGAGCAGAUUCACAAGAUCAGGAUCACGCUUUCCUCCAAGAACGUGAAGAACCUCGAGAAAGUGUGCACCGAUUUGGUUCGUGGUGCCAAGGACAAGCGGCUGAGAGUCAAGGGACCAGUAAGAAUGCCAACCAAGGUUCUUCACAUCACUACUCGAAAGACCCCCUGUGGUGAAGGAACGAACACAUGGGAUAGAUUUGAACUCCGUGUACACAAGCGGGUGAUUGACCUUUUCAGCUCCCCAGAUGUGGUUAAGCAGAUCACCUCCAUAACCAUUGAACCUGGUGUUGAAGUUGAGGUUACCAUUGCAGAUUCUUGAUUGCGUAAUACUUUUCCUCUCUCUAGUCAGAAAGCCUUCUUGUAGUUCUUUUGUCUUGCAAUUUACAGUUGAAACCUAAGGGUCUAUGUAGUGGGUAGAGGUUGUUGGAUCUAUGUAGUAGGUGUUUUGCAAUGACAAUUCUGCUGUCAGUUGAUUUUUGAGGGAUUUUUUCUUGUUAAAUCUUUAAUUUUUAGGUAUGCUUGGAUUCUUCUGAUGUGAUAUUACAUCGUUUUGUUUUCUGUGCUA
This is a messenger RNA of Cornus florida, 726 nucleotides long. RefSeq names its product small ribosomal subunit protein uS10y. Gene Ontology annotation, molecular function: RNA binding; structural constituent of ribosome. The record is from RefSeq and is a predicted model, not a curated record. The coding region runs from base 112 to 480 and encodes 122 amino acids. The transcript is spliced from 4 exons. Gene Ontology annotation, cellular component: cytosolic small ribosomal subunit; ribosome. Lineage: Eukaryota; Viridiplantae; Streptophyta; Magnoliopsida; Cornales; Cornaceae. Gene Ontology annotation, biological process: translation.